This is a messenger RNA of Dioszegia hungarica, 1968 nucleotides long. Its product is annotated as oxidoreductase. Lineage: Eukaryota; Fungi; Basidiomycota; Tremellomycetes; Tremellales; Bulleribasidiaceae. Gene Ontology annotation, cellular component: mitochondrial inner membrane. The record is from RefSeq and is a predicted model, not a curated record. Bases 1 to 1968 code for a protein of 655 amino acids. The transcript has 6 exons. Gene Ontology annotation, molecular function: electron-transferring-flavoprotein dehydrogenase activity; iron-sulfur cluster binding; FAD binding. Gene Ontology annotation, biological process: electron transport chain.
AUGAUCGGCAAAUCCCUCUUCGCAUCCACCUCGCGCAUCCUCCCACGUCCUACUGCUCAGGGCGCCACCUACCUCCGCAUCUCCCGCAGAGCCUUCGCUACAGAGGCAGACCUCCCAGCCGGCUUCAACCCAGACACGGUCGAGCGUGAAAGCGACGAGUGCGAUGUAUGUAUCGUCGGUGGCGGACCUGCUGGGUUGUCUGCUGCGAUCCGGCUGAAGCAGCUCGAGGCGGAGCGAGGAGGGGAGGUACGGGUCGUAUUGCUGGAGAAGGGCGCGGAAGUCGGCAACCACAUUCUAUCCGGAGCGGUAAUCGAGCCUCGAGCGCUGGACGAGCUCCUGCCUAACUGGAAGGAGGACGGCGCACCCCUCAACCAAGCUGCCACGUCCGACUCUAUGCGCUUCCUCACUCGUACGGCCUCGAUCCCCAUGCCCCAUCCUCCCCAAAUGAACAACAAGGGCAACUACAUCGUCUCCCUCUCCCGCCUCUCCGCAUGGAUGGCCGAACAGGCCGAAGCGCUCGGCGUGGAGAUCUAUCCAGGCUUCGCAGGAUCCAAGCCCGUCUAUACCGCGGACGGCAAGGGCGUCCGAGGCGUCCAGACUGGCGAUGUCGGUCUCGACAAGAACUACCAGCCCAAAGACUCAUUUGAGCCAGGAAUGAACUUCCUCGCCAAAUGCACGCUCAUCGCCGAGGGGGCACACGGAUCGCUGAGCAAGCAGAUCCAGAACCACUUCAACCUUCGCGAGAAUGCCGAUCCGCAGACGUACGGGUUGGGGAUCAAGGAGGUGUGGCGGGUCAAGGACGAGGUGUAUGAGCCCGGAAAGAUUGUGCACACGCUGGGAUGGCCGAUGGACUACAAGACGUACGGUGGGAGCUGGCUGUACCACAUGGAGGACAACAUGGUCAGCCUGGGGCUGGUCAUUGGUCUGGACUAUCAGAACCCGACUCUGAGUCCAUUCAGGGAGUUCCAGCGCAUGAAGCACCACCCCUUCUUCGCCAAGAUCCUCGAGGGCGGAGAAUGCCUCGCGUACGGUGCUCGAGCACUGAACGAGGGUGGUCUCCAGUCUAUCCCCAAACUCCAUUUCCCAGGUGGUGCUCUCCUCGGCUGUUCCGCCGGUUUCUUGAACGUACCCAAGGCAAGUCCCCACUCCCCCAGCUCACGAACCCACGCUGACUCCCAGAUCAAAGGCACCCAUAACGCUAUGAAGUCCGGUAUCCUCGCCGCCGAAGCCGCAUACGCCGCACUCCACCCCGACCUCGCCGACCCCAAAUCCACCACCGAAGCCACCGCGUCCAUGUCGGACGAGACCGACGCCGACGCUGUCAUCGACAUGUCAUCCUACGAGACGGCCGUCAAGGAGUCGUACAUCUGGAAGGAGCUGCACGAGGUCCGGAACCUCCGACCGUCCUUCCACAACCCAUUGGGCAUGUACGGGGGGAUCGCGUACUCGGGCGUGGACAGUUUGAUAUUGAAGGGGAGAACACCGUGGACGCUGAGGAAUAAGAAGGAGGAUUAUGAAGCUACCAAGAAGGCCAGCGAAACGACCCCCAUCGUCUACCCUAAACCAGACGGUAUCCUCUCCUUCGACAUCCUUACCUCGGUCGCUCGGACGGGUACAAACCACGCCGAAGGCCAACCCUCGCACCUCCGUCUUCCGCAAGAAGCGGGCGCCAAGGCCAGGCACACACAUACCAACGUGACGGAGUAUGCGGGGUUGUUGGGCAAUGCGUGCCCGGCGGCGGUAUAUGAGUAUCAGGAUGCGGAGGGCGCGGAUGCGGACAGUGAUGGGAAGAAGUUUGUGAUUAACAGCCAGAACUGCAUCCACUGCAAGACUUGCUCGAUCAAGGUUCCUACCCAGGAUAUCACUUGGACUGUACCUGAAGGAGGCGGUGGUCCCAAGUACAGUCAGUAUCCUUUCCCUCAUCCGUCUGAUUGGGAUAUGAAGCUGACAUCUACAGGUAUGACUUAG